AUGAACACAGCACCACAUGGACCCGGUAGGGGUCCACCUUGGAACCCCCACCAAGCAUCGUAUGCUUCUGGUGGACCUCCAUCCGGAACCUCUGCUCUGGGUUUAACAUUUAACGAAGCGGACAAGCCCAAAUCUUUGGAUGAUGAAGAGAGCCGCAUCCACAUUAACGAUCGUCUCGUCCGCGCCGCAGCCAGAAAUCACGAAGAGUCGAAGAGGCGAUUUUCCUACGACUAUCCUGUACCAAUUCGACGUCCUCCUUCCUGCCCUCCGCCUAUUGCCUCUCGUCCAGCUACAGCGCAUGCGCCGUCGUUUUUCCUUCCUGCUCCUCCGGCAGGGCAGUGGCCAUAUCCCAUGCCAGGACAGGCUUACGGGACGACGACUAACUACGCUGGAUACUCAGCGAACUCUGGAUCCGCAUACCAAAAUGCACACCACCGGCAUGCUAUCGCAAGUGCUCCCUUGGUGCCAGACCCAAGCUGGCCGAACCCUCCAGCUCGUCGGGCUUCCGUUCAGUGGCCACCUCAGGCCCCCAACCAAGCUAGUGCAUCUUGGGGUUUUCCUCGUAAUGCAGCAACUUUUGAACCGCCUGCUUUCAAUCCACAAGCAGCUCCAUAUCAUGCUCCUCCUCAAUACCUGGACUUGUCGUCCACGGCUCCUCGAUCAGCACCGGCAUACAACUUCCCCAGUUACGUUGUUCCAUCAGGACUCCAGUGGCCACCCGCUCCUUUCGUGCUGCUUCCUCCCUCAUUCCCCCAUCAGCCUUGCAAUCCCUACUGA
Messenger RNA from Cyclocybe aegerita, 777 nucleotides. The record is from the annotation of a GenBank genome assembly. Lineage: Eukaryota; Fungi; Basidiomycota; Agaricomycetes; Agaricales; Hemipholiotaceae.